Messenger RNA from Closterium sp. NIES-67, 1926 nucleotides. NCBI's taxonomy places the organism in Eukaryota, Viridiplantae, Streptophyta, Zygnematophyceae, Desmidiales, Closteriaceae. The record is from the annotation of a GenBank genome assembly.
ACUUGUGCCGCGUCCUAGGGUCGUCCAGUGUCCCGAGAGGAAAUAAGAGGGAAGCCGCAUUUCUUACUAAUCCUGGUCAAACGCCGGGCGAGUCGAAAUGCUAGGUCUUGCUGCUACCGGCGUCUCAUCGACGCUUCCUCCGCGAAUCUCGUCUUGCCAGCGAUCUGACGUGUCAUGCGGAUUACAGCUUCAGUCCGACGUGUCGAGAGCGUCAUUAUCCGUUUCGCCCGGCGUUGCCAUUUCUGGCAAUGCGCUCAGCGACGGGCGUAUCGUAGGGUUACCAUCGCCCUCGAUUCGCACUCGGCGUAGUUCGCGAAAAGGGUCUUCCGCGCAGUAUACGUCAACUUCUCAACGAUGGAAACCGUCUACGCAUUCGCGACGCCAAGGAAAGAGCUACGCACCAGCAGCAGCAGCCGCUGCUGCCGGGGCUGGAUCGUCUGACGACUCAGACGAGCCCGUUUUUAUUUUCACGAAUCCGCGACAGUCGCCAGACGUCGCUCAGGUGCUUCGCCACGAUUCGCGCGCCUCCGCCGCGGCGGCCGCCGCUACCGCUGCUGCUGCCGCCGCCGCUGCCGCCGCCGCCGCGGACAAUGUAGCCACGGCCACGCAGGACGCUCUAGAGGCCGGAGCUUCCUCCGCGAUCGGCGCCGCGAGCGGCGGGCCCGGGGGGAGCCGGGCAAGCGGGCAGACGACGAGCGCUCAAGCGGCGGCCGUGGAUCAGCUUCUAACGAGACCGCCCACGCGACCAGUGCCCAUCGUGGCGGCUGACCACAAGAGCGGCUACGUGGCGCUGAUAGGGCAGCCCAACGCGGGCAAGAGCACGCUGCUGAACCGCCUCAUCGGGCAGAAGCUCUCCAUCGUCACGCAGAAGCCGCAGACCACCCGCCACCGCAUCCUGGGGCUUGUGUCCAGCAGCGGUUACCAGAUUAUUCUGUACGACACGCCCGGGGUGCUGUCCAACUACAAGCACAAGCUGGAUGAGCUCAUGAUGCAGUCGGUGCGCACGGCUACUGUGAACGCGGACGCUGUUGUACUCGUUAUAGACAUCACCCAGGCCCCUCAAGAGGUAGCGAAGCUGCUACUAGAGGGGAUGGAGAGCGCAGUGGUCCAGAAGAAGCCGACCCUUAUCGUGCUGAACAAAAAAGACUCUCUGAAGCCGGGGGAGAUCGCUAAGAAGCUCCAGUGGUACCAGGAGGCGGUGGCAGCAGACGGGCACCAGGUGGUUGCACUGAGCGCCAAGAGGGGCGACGGCGUGGAUGGCUUGCUGGCGUGGAUGCUGGACAACAUCCCCCAGGGGCCUGCCUACUACCCCAAGGACGUGGUGAGCGAGCUGCCGGAGCGGUUCUUCGUGGCAGAGAUAGUGAGGGAGAAGAUUCUGCUGCAGUAUGGGCAGGAGGUGCCGUACGCCUGCCAGGUGACAGUGAGGGCGUUCAGGGAGAGGGAAGGCGCCAAGGACUACAUCAGCUUGGACAUCAUGGUGGAGAGAGACAGCCAGAAGGCCAUUCUGCUGGGCAAGGAAGGCAAGGCGUUGAAGGCGCUGGCAACGGCAGCUCGAAUCGACAUUGAGGAGUUCCUGGGGCGACAGGUGUUCCUGGAGAUCCGAGUGAAGGUGAAGGAGAAGUGGAGGCAGGACGAGACCCUGCUGAGGGAGUAUGGGCUUGACGUGCGCAAGAGAGGCUCCUGGUACUGAAGCGGUUAGACUAUGAUGGUGUGGUGUUGGUAGUGUUGCGUGUUACAUGUACUGAUGUUUUCGAUGCAAGGGCCUUGUUUGUUACUGAAGUCAGCCUACCACGGAGAGUAUCCUUAAGUGUUGGAUGCAAUAUUGUACUGGUGUGCUUCGUAUUUGAAAACAGACUGCAAGUAGUGGCACACUGGCGUUGGCCGCCAUUAAUUUCUGUUUUCAUCCAAGACAAGACAGGCUUUUCU